AUGUUAAGUACUGAGAAAUUAGACGACUCGUGGGACCAUUCAUGGUUCAAGCGCCCGGAACUCUUCGUGCCUCAGUGGGUGAUGGGAUACGCCAUAGAGUCGCAACGUCUAUCGCGCUGGUCUUGGAUUCAGCACGAACAGCUCAGGACAUGGAAGUAUACAGAAGACUCUAGCUUCCAAAUUGUGUCUAUCGACGUCGCAGACAUUGUGGUGAGGGAGGGUGAAGUCCAUGGCUUCCAGAUUGGCAUCUCGAUCCUUGAUACCGACCGUCUUGGAGAUGCAUUGGCGAAGCCCCCUAACCCUGAGGUCAACCUAGCCGCCAGCGUUUUGGAGUCUCAUCAUUGGGUCGUUGGGGAUAAAGAAUACUCUCCCGAAUUUGAGAAUUUGUUCCAGUUUGGGAGAAUGCGGUACGUUCCAAUCGAUAAAUUCGAGGAGCAAAUCACGGAUAUUGUCAAGAACAAUUACUUCUUCCUCAUUACCAACGGACCAGAUAAAAGUCUCUCGUUCUUGAGAAGCUUCGGGGUGCAUUUCGAAGCUAUCGGCACUAUCGACACUGAGCAGGCUGCGCAGGAAGUGCUCCGUGUCCCCUCUGAUGAAGUGGUAGGCAAAGGCGAGCUGAUUCAGAAAAUUGGAAUCCUAUGCCGAGAUCCUCAUUUGCCUGGAAACGCAGCACAUUUCACUCUUCGUAUCCUUCUCAUGCUUAUUCAUGGAGACAUUGAGCGACAUCUUCAUCGAUAUGGUGUCCCGAUGGAUCACUGGUCGCUGCUUUUGCGGAGGAUUGUGGGCUCACCACCCAAGAAGCGAAAGUUGAGACGUACGAGUACGUCUCCCCCAGAAGAUUCCCCAGAGCAAAGUAGCAACUCCUCGAUUACCGCUUCUUCUUCUCCGUUGUUGUCUCCGCCUUCCACACUAGUGGGCAGCGAGCUAGUCGAGAUUCAGGACUCCCUUGCUUUGCUGGAAGACGGCCUCGGGGAGCAAGAAAACACCGGACCUCGAUAUAGGGUGUUAAAAUAA
This is a messenger RNA of Fusarium mangiferae, 1014 nucleotides long. RefSeq lists its product as uncharacterized. NCBI's taxonomy places the organism in Eukaryota, Fungi, Ascomycota, Sordariomycetes, Hypocreales, Nectriaceae. The transcript has a single exon. The coding region runs from base 1 to 1014 and encodes 337 amino acids. The record is from RefSeq and is a predicted model, not a curated record.